Molecule: messenger RNA, 1280 nt
Organism: Hippocampus comes (tiger tail seahorse)
Lineage: Eukaryota; Metazoa; Chordata; Actinopteri; Syngnathiformes; Syngnathidae
Product: UDP-glucuronosyltransferase 2B17-like
Exons: 1
Molecular function (GO): UDP-glycosyltransferase activity
Source: RefSeq, a predicted model, not a curated record
ACAUAGAAGGGCAAAGAAAAUAAUUUAUAAAUAUGUUUGAAUAUUGUUGCAGGGUUUUUGAACAUGAAUGUGCCAACCAAACUAACAGUAGUUCGUUUCCUUGUUUUCAUAUUUUUUCAAGGUCUCUCAUGGGCAUCACAAUGACAAAGUCGGACAUGAUCACCUUUACUCUGCUGUUGAUUCAACUUCCGUGUGUAUUUGGAGGCAAAAUAUUGGUGUACCCUUUAGACGGCAGCCACUGGUUAAACAUGAAUGGAGUGAUCGAGGAACUUCACGCCAAAGGCCACAAGGUCACAGUGGCGCGGCCAUCCGAUAGCUGGUACAUUCCAGAAAAGUCUCCUCAUUACAACUCUGUCACCCUCGAUGGUCAGGAUGGCUUUAAGGACCAUUAUGAAUCAUUUGUGUUUCAACAAGUGGAAAUGAGACUUCAGGGGAGGGGUCUAUCUCUUCUGCCUCGCAUUUGGAAUAACAUUCAGAUUCGGUUCUCGCUUAUAACUCAAUUUUCUUUAUUCUACGAGAAGCACUGUAAGACAGUAGUUCAGAUGUUCGAAAAUGAAACUCAGAUGCAGUCAUUUCAUAAUGCCAAGUACGACGUCGUGUUGACUGAUCCCACCAUAGGUGGAGGGGCACUGCUUGCACGCCAUCUCAACGUUCCCCUCAUUUACAAUGCCAGAUGGACUUUCCUAGGUGAAGCUCAUGACCUCAUUGCCCCAUCCCCUCUGUCGUAUACACCCCAUCUCACAGCCCAGUUGACAGAUAAGAUGACUUUCCCUCAAAGAAUCUUGAAUGUUGUAUCCUACAUCGUGAGUGGCUUGACAAGGUUGUACAUUUCAGAACGUCACUACAAACCGAUAGUGAGGCGCUACUUUGGUCCUGAUGUGGAUUAUACGACAUUUUUUGUGGAUGCUGAUAUGUGGCUUUUGAGAAACGAUUUUGUCUUUGAAUUUCCCCGACCCACGAUGCCGAAUAUCGUCUACAUGGGUGGAUUUCAGUGUAAGCCUCCAAAGCAGCUCCCUGUGGAUCUCGAGGAGUUUGUCCAGAGUUCUGGAGAUCACGGCGUUGUGAUGAUGACCUUGGGCACUCUUAUCGCAAAGCUUCCGCAAGAUGUCACCGAAGAAAUUGCUGCAGCUUUUGCACAGCUACCUCAGAAAGUCAUCUGGCGGUAUGUGGGACAAAAGCCAGCCAACCUGGGCAACAACACUUUACUGGUUGACUGGCUACCACAGAAUGACCUCUUGGCGCAUCCUAAAACAAGAGUAUUUGUCUGUCACGGCGGCAAC